Messenger RNA from Aspergillus versicolor CBS 583.65, 1151 nucleotides. RefSeq names its product NmrA/HSCARG family protein. The transcript has a single exon. NCBI's taxonomy places the organism in Eukaryota, Fungi, Ascomycota, Eurotiomycetes, Eurotiales, Aspergillaceae. The coding region runs from base 109 to 1032 and encodes 307 amino acids. The record is from RefSeq and is a predicted model, not a curated record.
CUCGAACUGCUUACCCUUUCUGUCAUCAAUCACAACUACUUAAGGACCUCAAGCCCCGUACUCUUGACUACCUGAUCAUCUUGUCUCUCAAUAAUCCACACCAACUCAAUGUCUGAAACUGUUGCACUAGUCACCGGAGCCACCGGCCAUCAAGGCGGCGGUACAGCACGAGAACUCUUGAAGAACGGCAUCAAAGUCCAUAUCCUUGUGCGCAACUCAUCGUCUGAAUCCGCCCUCGAACUCCAGCGCCAGGGGGCACACCUCUUCCAAGGCGACUUCGACAAUACAUCAUCCAUCAAAGCUGCAAUUGACGGCGCCACAGCUGUCUUCCUUAAUGUAUCGCCCAUCCUCUCUGAGCCAGAACGCGAGGUGAUCCAUGCAAAGAACAUCAUCGACGCCGCCAGAGCUUCUGGAACAGUCACCCAUCUUGUUUAUCCAAGCGUUACAAUGACAGACAAGCACGAGUCGUUCCCGAACUGGGGGCCCGGAUAUCCCUCGGCCUGGUACUGGGAGAACAAAGCUCGGAUUGAGACCAUGGUGCGAGAGUCAGGCGUUGCAUAUUGGACGAUUCUGCGGCCAGCGUUUCUUAUGAAUAACUACCACCGUCCAACUGCGGACUUUAUGUUUCCGGACUUGGUUGCACGGGGUGUUUUUCGUACGGCGUAUAAGCCCUCCACUGCUAUGACGGUACUCGACCCUGAUGACGUGGGGAAGUUCGCGGGCGCCGCAAUUAUGGAUCCUCUGGCGUUUAAUAGACAUGAAAUAGACUUGGGUGUCGAAUGUCUUACAAUCUCUGAGAUCGCGAAGGAGAUGAGCCGGGUUUCUGGGAAGGAAAUAGGUCUUGAUUUCUACAGCGAGGAAGAAGCGAGAGAAAUCGUGGUGAAAAAUCCCAGAGUGCGCGCGCAGUUAUGGGCAAAUGAAGUCGGGUAUCAGGUUGAUUUUAAGCAGCUGGCGAAAUAUUCAAUUACUUUGACCAGGUUUGGGGAUUAUCUCGACAAGCACCGCGAUGAGGUCCUGCGGACAUUCAGUUAAUUGUCAUAUCUACCUAGAUUAGGACAUCUAGGAUAUAACAUACUUUCAACUAAGUUCAAACAAUUAGAAGAUUUAAAGUCUCCAAUAUUAAUAAUCUAACAACGUGUAUUAUAACCUGG